This is a messenger RNA of Saccostrea echinata, 989 nucleotides long. RefSeq lists its product as uncharacterized. The transcript has a single exon. The coding region runs from base 3 to 989 and encodes 328 amino acids. NCBI's taxonomy places the organism in Eukaryota, Metazoa, Mollusca, Bivalvia, Ostreida, Ostreidae. The record is from RefSeq and is a predicted model, not a curated record.
AUAUGCCUUGGACAACUUUGGGAUCAACAGUGAAAAGAACGCAACGUCCCAUAGGAGAAUUUCUAGGACAAUGUGUUUGUGUCGCUUGUGCUAUUUUCGGACUUGUUUUAGCUUUUUAUCUGUAUUUUUCUGGAAUUGUAUUGGAUGCCUUUUAUUCCAAAAAAUACAUGUGGAACUUUUCAGUGACUGUGACUUUAGUUAUAUUUAUUUUCAUGGGAAAGCUGAUUAGCUAUUCAUUUGCCUCCAUAUCUAAGAAAUCAACGGCAUUCAUCCUCAGACAGUUUGACUCCAUGUGCCUGGGACUUGCAGGAUUGGCUAUGACGCUAACAAACUACCAUUAUGACCGGUCCGGAUAUUUCAGUGAUAUUUGUGUGCAAACAACAGUUAAAGUUAUGGCAGCGAAGUUAGCGACUGUAUUUUAUUGUAUCACUGCGUUCAGUUCGAUAUUUCAAUAUACAUCCUGGCUAGAGGCUGUGUGUUUAAUAUUUCUAUAUGCUCUUGCAAAUGCUCCGCUGAUUCACAAAAUUUGUUUCAAUGAUUCAUAUGUAGAAUAUUGUGUCAAUGUGAUUCUUAUUUCCCUGUGUAUUUUGACUGUAUUGGUAUACAUUUCCAAUAUUCCAAGAAAUGACUUUUACAAAAAAAAUGGCUUUAGGCAGGGUUGCCCUCAGUGUGAUCUACUAUUAUUUGCUAUGAUGACUGUGUACGUGUACGCUACAUUUAAUGAUUUCUGUCGGCGUAAGAAUGUCCUCGACAAAUUCAGCUUUGAAAAUACAUUUGUGAGUGUGUGGGACACAUUUGCUUUAUCGACUUUAGUGAUUAUGACAAUGUUCUGCUUUGCUGCAUUUUCUCUGACUGUGUUAGCAGACAGGAAAAGGGGUUAUCAACGUGAUCAAAAAAUACAUUCAGAGUUUGGAGUGUUUUUAUAUUGUUUGAAAAGAUUUUUAUGUAAUGAUAUCGAUUAUAUUCCAGGUCAAGUAAUAAAUGUAUGA